GUAAUUGACAGCUCCUCAGCCGCCAUCUUGGACCUCGAAAAACGAAUUUCUGACAUUCUUGUAAUUUUUUUCCUAAAACAAAAUCCACCGUGAUCCAUCGACGAAGAACCGGGGGCAGGAGACCGGUAUAACAUUCUUGUCGCGCUCGCAGGAUCCUCAGUCCGCAUCUGGCCGCCGUCGAGAGAUCGUUUUGCCGCGCUUCGCUGUUUUUUUUUCAUUUUUCAAAUAUUACGAAAAUCGUCACGUGAGCGUGUGUGAUUGGUCGUUAUUUCCAUCCCCCUUCGCCACCGAAAAAUGUCAACCACCAACGGCUUAACAUCCCCCUCGGAUCAGAAAAAGAAGACGCACGUGAUCCAACGAACGUGGGAUCAAAUCGAGGACGUGGAGGCCCCCGGGACCCCUCGCACCCCCAGAACCUCCACCACCCCCGGUCACGAGAAUUGCACUUUCCACCACGACUUGGAGCUGGACCAUAAGCCUCCCACCAGGGAGGCCCUGCUCCCGGAAAUGUCCAGAUCGUACCGGCUGCUCCUGGGUUCUUUAGGGGAGAACCCGGACCGCCAAGGGCUCCUAAAAACCCCCGAAAGGGCCGCCAAGGCCAUGCUCUUCUUCACCAAGGGGUACGACCAGAAUUUGGAAGAGGUCCUUAACGACGCCAUUUUCGACGAGGACCACGACGAAAUGGUGGUGGUGAAAGACAUCGAGAUGUUCUCCAUGUGCGAGCACCACCUGGUGCCCUUUUAUGGAAAAGUUUCCAUAGGGUAUUUGCCCUCUGGAAAGGUGCUGGGCUUAAGCAAGUUGGCCAGGAUCGUGGAGAUGUACUCCAGAAGGCUCCAGGUGCAGGAGAGACUCACCAAACAAAUCGCCGUGGCUGUUUUGAAGGCGGUACAGCCCAAUGGGGUGGCUGUCAUCAUUGAGGGAACGCACAUGUGCAUGGUAAUGAGGGGAGUGCAGAAGAUUAAUAGUAAAACGGUGACUUCGACCAUGCUGGGGGUGUUCAGGGACGACCAGAGGACCAGAGAGGAGUUCCUAAAAUUAGCCCUUGACCGAUAAACAACCCCUUAAAAGGGAAAUAUGACCAAUUUAUCGUAUCAGAUUAUGUUGCAAAGUUACGUUAAUAUUUAUAUAUAGAUAUACAAAUAUAUUGGAUGUUGUGUAAAUGUAAAACUGUGAUAUGUAAAAAAACGAUAAUAAACAUAUGUAUACAUAAUAUAUUUCCUGUUAAAGUAUUAUAUAAUAAAGACAAUCUAUAUAUACCUUAAUGUCUAUCUAUCAUAAAUAAAGAAAUGUCUAAAGAA
This is a messenger RNA of Anthonomus grandis grandis, 1298 nucleotides long. Its product is annotated as GTP cyclohydrolase 1-like. Gene Ontology annotation, molecular function: zinc ion binding; GTP cyclohydrolase I activity; GTP binding. The record is from RefSeq and is a predicted model, not a curated record. The coding region runs from base 295 to 1053 and encodes 252 amino acids. Gene Ontology annotation, cellular component: cytoplasm. Gene Ontology annotation, biological process: tetrahydrofolate biosynthetic process; tetrahydrobiopterin biosynthetic process. NCBI's taxonomy places the organism in Eukaryota, Metazoa, Arthropoda, Insecta, Coleoptera, Curculionidae. The transcript has 4 exons.